Messenger RNA from Punica granatum (pomegranate), 1143 nucleotides. The record is from RefSeq and is a predicted model, not a curated record. Lineage: Eukaryota; Viridiplantae; Streptophyta; Magnoliopsida; Myrtales; Lythraceae.
UGAGCUUCUUCGGUGGGACAAUACAAACAUCUCAUCUCACGCGCCGCCUUCACAAAAUCCAUCAUCCCAUCCCCAAUCACACUCCACCGGGUGGCCAACACGAGCCGACAGAUUGAGGACUGUGCGUGCACGCGCCAAGUUGGGCGCUUGACGUAACGGGAAGGCUCCCUCGACUCCCUUCUCUGCAAUAUCUAUACUGCUUUUUCUGCGAUCAUCCCUGUGAGAGGAGAAAGUCCCAGAGGUGUGCCCCAAGAAAGGAAGAUUGGCAGAACCAAAGUCGACCCACAAUUAUUCUUCCUCUAAAAAGCACGGGGACGGAUUAAAGAUCUGAGCUUUGGCCGUUUCCUGGAAGAAAUCGCGAAAUUUCCUAUCUGGGGCUAUCGCCAUGGCGGAAGAGCAGCUGCAGGAGCCGCCGUCGCCCAGGUCCCCGUCGGCGGCGGCUGAGGCGCCUGCGACGUACUCGCUCCUGCUGAGGGUCAUGAGCAAGAGGAGGACGUGGGUGUGCCUCUUCGUCCUCGUCUACGCGAUCCUCCUCUCAUCGACGUGGAACUUCAUCAAGUCGAUACUGUCCUGGUACAGGCUCCAGUCGGGGCCUUCGGGUUGGCCAGCCGUCUACGCGUCGGUGAUGCUGGGGGCGGUGUUCGGGUUGCUGUCCAUGGUGGCGGCCCUCGCGGUAGCCGUGCCCGCCAUGCUGGUGACGUGGAUAACCGUGGUGGUGCUGCUGGCGUUCUUCGGGAAGCCCCGGCGGACCCUGGUGGUGGAGGGCAGGAAGAUCACGAGGGAGAUUGUGGGGUUCGUCUGCAAGAUCCUGCUCAAGGAAGGGAACGUCGUGGCGGCUGUCUGCGCCGUGGUUGGGUACUUCGCCCUCGUCAAGAGGAACAGGGAAGCUGAUUAGGUCAUAAAAAAUGCUUCAAUUAUUGUGAGAAAUUUUGGGAUUUUGAGCUUUUUUCCUAAUUUUAAGGAUGUCUGAAAUUGGGAAAGUGAUCUCUCAUAAUGUCCAAAGAACCAAUGGGCGCAAAUUCUGGGGUUGUCGUCGUUCAGGGUUGUAAGCUUAGCCCUGUAAAUUCCACUGCUAGCCUUGCUUGUAUGAGUUUGUGAUCUUACUGGAAAUUAAUCUGAUCAUCAGCUGCGUCUCACUCUUCC